CGGAAGAGGGCGGGACGAACCGGAAGGAGGCGAAAUGCUUUCGGUAGGCUUUUCAGGAGGGCUGUGAAGAUGGCGGCGGCUGCGUGGCUUCAGGUGCUACCUGUCAUUCUUCUUCUUCUGGGGCCACAGCCGUCUCCACUGACGUUUUUCAGUAUCGGGCCGACGCCCGUCGCAGCCGCUUACCGGUCUAAGUGGCACAUUCCGCUGUCGUCGGGGAAAAAUUAUUUUAGUUUUGGAAAAAUCCUGUUCAAAAAUACCACUGUUUUCCUGAAAUUUGAUGGAGAACCGUGUGAUGCAUCUUUGAAUAUAACCUGGUAUCUGAAAAGUGCUGACUGUUAUAAUGAAAUCUAUGACUUCAAGACAGGAAACCAGGGCACACAUUUAGACUCCUUUAAAGACAAAAAAGGCUUGUCUGGGAAAUAUCAGACAUCGUCAAAAUUGUUCCAGAACUGCAGUGAACUAUUUAAAACACAGAGUUUUACUGCAGAUUCUGUGCAUCGCUUGCCACUUUUAGGAGAAAAACAGGAGGCUAAAGAGAAUGGAACAAAUCUUACCUUUACUGGAGAUAAAAUUGUAAUGCAUGAACCAUUGAAAACUUGGCAAGAUGCACCAUACAUUUUUAUUGUACAUAUUGGCAUUUCAUCCUCAAAGGAAUCAACAAAAGAAAAUUCACUUAAUAAUCUUUUCACCAUGACCGUUGAAGUGAAGGGACCCUAUGAAUACCUCACUCUUGAAGAAUAUCCAUUAAUGAUUUUUUUCAUGGUAAUGUGUAUUGUGUAUGUCCUGUUUGGCGUUCUGUGGCUGGCCUGGUCUGCCUGCUACUGGAGAGAUCUCCUAAGAAUUCAGUUUUGGAUUGGUGCUGUGAUCUUCCUGGGAAUGCUUGAGAAAGCUGUGUUCUAUGCAGAAUUUCAGAAUAUCCGAUAUAAAGGAGAAUCUGUUCAAGGAGCACUGAUCCUUGCAGAACUGCUCUCUGCGGUUAAACGUUCACUGGCUCGAACCCUUGUCAUCAUAGUCAGUCUGGGAUAUGGCAUAGUUAAACCUCGCCUUGGAGUCACUCUUCACAAGGUGGUGGUAGCAGGAGCUCUCUAUCUUCUGUUCUCUGGUAUGGAAGGGGUCCUCAGAGUUACUGGGUUUUUUCCUUAUUCCUUGGCUGUGAUAAUAAGCCUCGCCCUCUCAGCAAUUGAUGCCUGUAUUAUAUUAUGGAUAUUUAUUAGCUUGACUCAAACAAUGAAGCUGUUGAAACUUCGGAGAAACAUUGUAAAACUCUCUUUGUACCGACAUUUUACCAACACACUUAUUAUGGCAGUGGCAGCAUCUAUUGUGUUUAUCAUGUGGACCACCAUGAAGUUCAGGAUAGUAACUUGUCAGUCGGAUUGGAGGGAGCUGUGGGUGGAUGAUGCCAUCUGGAGGUUGUUAUUCUCCAUGAUACUCUUUGUCAUCAUGAUCCUUUGGCGACCAUCUGCAAAUAACCAGAGGUUUGCCUUUUCACCAUUGUCUGAGGAAGAAGAAGAAGAUGAACAAAAGGAACCGAUGCUAAAAGAAAGCUUUGAAGGAAUGAAAAUGAGAAGUACCAAACAGGAACCAAAUGGAAACAGUAAAGUAAACAAAGCACAGGAAGAUGAUUUGAAGUGGGUAGAAGAGAAUGUGCCUUCUUCUGUGACAGAUGUAGCUCUUCCAGCCCUUUUGGAUUCAGAUGAGGAACGAAUGAUCACACAUUUUGAAAGAUCCAAAAUGGAGUAAAGAAAGGAAAUAUUUGCAAUUGAGAUGCUGGUAUCGAGGAAGAGAUCAGCGUCUGUGUCAGUUGUCUGCACUGCUCUGUGGGGCGAAAGGAGGCAGUGACGUCUUGAUCCGUUCCUUGUCUUUGGGCAUUGAAGCUGGCAAAAAGGUAUCGGAACAAGGAGAUACAUCUUAAUGGAAACAAGUCCAUAGUAUGAGGAAAAUCUACAAGUUUCUUCUUUACAACUUGAUGCCCUUUUUCUCCCACACCCUGACAUGGAUGUUUAUUCAACUUACGUGUGUUGUUCUUCAACCUCCUAUAAUGUUUUGAUUGUUGAAUCUGUCAAACUAAAAAGUUUUAACAUCUUUAAAAACUAUGACAUCAGCACCAUAAUAUGUAAUCUCCAGGAGCAGCUGUCUGUAAAUUUUAUUUAUUUAGGGAGUUACAUAUGUGAUGGGGAAAAUUGUUAAUUAUCUUUCCAUUUCCUGGGAAGCCAAGAUUACAUAUUGCAGAGGUAUUUUUAAGGGGGGGCAAAAAAGAGUCCUGCAUUAAGGAGCCAUGGUUCUAUCAAUGAUUAAAAAAAGGAAAAACUGUUACAGUGUGAUUCAGAUCAUUUUUUUAAAAAAAAGUAAAAUCAAGUGCAAUUUUGUUUACAAAUGGUGUAUAUUAAAGAUUUUUCUAUUUCAGAUGUACUUUAGAGAGAAAUAUUAGUUUAACUCUUUUGACAUCUGUUACUGUGACAUAUCCCAUUGCUGGCAAUGUGGUGCCCAUUCCAGAACUUUUGACUACUGUUUUGUAAGCCUUCAGGGGCAGCAUUGAGGAGUCCUGUAGGUAAUGCUUUACCUUCAUGCCAUUCACUGGGUGUUAGCACUAGAUACAGAGAAACACUUCAUCUUCUAAGUGCUUGUGACUGAGCACCCUGCGAAAGGGACUAUGAUGCUUCAGAAUCAGGAGCUAAUACAAAGGAAACAGGUCCUUCUAGCUUAAUUGAAACAAUUUUUCCUUCAUGAAGUGGUAUGGAGACCCAGUAUUGCUGCUCAUUUUUUAGGACUGACCUUGUAUCUGGUGUUGGUUUAGAAACUGUUAAUGAGAGAGAUCACAGGUUAUGGGAUUCAUUUGAAGCACUAUUUCUGUUAAUGGUUUUAUCCAAUUUUGCCUUCCCAAGAUUUGUGUUCUACAUAGAAAGUUCAUGCCACUUUUUAAUAUAAAAGAAAAUUUUAACAAACUUA
This is a messenger RNA of Sorex fumeus (smoky shrew), 2946 nucleotides long. RefSeq names its product transmembrane protein 87A (gene TMEM87A). Lineage: Eukaryota; Metazoa; Chordata; Mammalia; Eulipotyphla; Soricidae. The record is from RefSeq and is a predicted model, not a curated record. Gene Ontology annotation, biological process: retrograde transport, endosome to Golgi. The coding region runs from base 70 to 1740 and encodes 556 amino acids. The transcript has 20 exons. Gene Ontology annotation, cellular component: Golgi cisterna membrane; Golgi apparatus.